AUGGGAAUUGAGAUUGUAGGUCAAAUCGAGAAAAUCAAUGGUAAAGAGUUGAGUUACGGUGAUUUUGCAGAGAGAUACUUGGCGAAGAACCAGCCGGUUGUAAUCUCCGAUCUCACUGACGAUUGGCGAGCUCGUGAAGAUUGGGUCAGUGAGAAUGGACUCCCUAAUCUCCACUUCUUUGCCACCCACUUCGGAAAAUCCAGAGUUCAGGUUGCAGAUUGUGAUACAAGAGAAUAUACAGAUCAGAAAAGCUUAGAAAUGUCUGUUACCGAAUUUGUCGAGCAAUGGACCGAAGAUUCUAUUGAGGACAAUGGGAAAAAUAUUGAUAAUGGAAAGUCUGUUUUGUAUCUGAAAGACUGGCAUUUUGUCAAGGAGUAUCCAGACUAUACAGCUUACAAAACACCACCGCUUUUUUCGGAUGAUUGGCUUAAUACCUAUCUAGACAAUUACCAAAUGCAUGAGGAUAGAGAAAAUUUCCAAAAGUACGAUCCAAUAAGCUGCUCUGAUUACCGCUUUGUUUAUAUGGGUGGAAAAGGAUCUUGGACGCCUCUACACGCUGAUGUAUUUAGAUCGUAUAGUUGGUCAGCUAACGUUUGUGGUAAAAAAAGAUGGCUUUUUCUUCCUCCUUCACAAAGUCAUCUUGUUUAUGACAGGUACAUGAAUAAUUGUGUUUACAACAUCUUUGAAGAGGUGAAUGAAACUAAAUUCCCUGGUUUUAAGGAGACCACCUGGCGUGAGUGCAUUCAAGAACCCGGUGAUGUUAUUUUUGUUCCCAGUGGGUGGCAUCAUCAAGUAUAUAACUUGGAAGACACCAUAUCUAUAAACCACAAUUGGCUUAACGCAUACAAUCUAUCUUGGGUGUGGGAUCUACUGUGGAAGGACUACAAGGAUACUGAAGAGUCAAUUGAAGACAUAAGAGACAUCUCUGAUGAUUUUGAAGCUCUUUGUCAACGUAAUCUUGCUGCUAACACAGGAAUGAAUUUGAAUGACUUCUUCAUCUUCAUGUCACGGUUUUCUUUGGGCAAUAUGGUUCUACUGCAUUCUUACGCUGAGAAACAAGAAACCUUGAAUCCAUGUUCAUCAGCAAUGGCACAGAAUCUGUUAUUGAAUCUCUCGACUAUACGUAAAAUCAUGAUGAUGACGAUGAUAUCUGCAGGCGGCGUAACUGCAGAAGAAGUGUAUCUGGACUUGAGAGAAACAGUGGAGGAUCCACAGUUUCACAGAUUGUGCAGAGACAUGGGAAGAACAUAUGCAAUGAUUCACAAGGAAGAAGAAAAUCAGAUUUUCAUUUCAAAAGAGUUAUUACAAAAGAUCAUCACAGAGUUGAGUUACGGCGAUUUUGCGGAGAGAUACUUGGCCAAGAACCAGCCGGUGGUAAUCUCCGAUCUCACUGAAGAUUGGCGAGCUCGUGAAGACUGGUUCGGUGAGAAUGGACUCCCUAAUCUCCACUUCUUUGCCACUCACUUCGGAAAAUCCAGAGUUCAGGUUUCAGAUUGUGAUACAAGAGAAUAUACAGAUCAGAAAAGAUUAGAGAUGUCUGUUACCGAAUUUGUCGAGCAAUGGACCGAAGAUUCUAUUGAGGAUAAUGGAAAAAAAAUCCAAAUUCCAACAACAAUGGCGAUCUACGAACAAGAGUUUGCCACGACCGUGGCGGUUGCAACAAAGAAGAGAACGUUCAAGAAAUUCUCAUUCAGAGGAUUCAACGUUGAAGCUCUUCUCAAUAUGUCCAACUUUGAUCUUGCUAAGCUUUUCAACGCUCGUGUUCGAAGAAGAUUCUAUAGAGGAUUAAAGAAGAAACCUUUGGUUCUGAUCAAGAAACUACGAAAGGCGAAAAAAGAAGCAAGUCUUGAGAACAAGAAGAAGCCUGAAGCAGUGAAAACACAUCUAAGGAACAUGAUUAUUGUUCCCGAGAUGAUUGGAAAUGUUGUUGGAGUUCAUAACGACCACGUAUAUGUGGUUGUGGUUGUUACCGUCGGUCCACUAGGUUUAUUCCUCUAA
Molecule: messenger RNA, 1998 nt
Organism: Arabis nemorensis
Lineage: Eukaryota; Viridiplantae; Streptophyta; Magnoliopsida; Brassicales; Brassicaceae
Source: the annotation of a GenBank genome assembly